AGGAGGCGGAGGAGGAAGGCAGCCGGCUCGGCCCAGGCCUCCAGCCCGUGAGGGAGAGCCCCCCGGGGGCGGGCCGCGGCGGCAUGCGGCUCCUCGGCCGGCCCGGCCCGCUCCGCAGCACUGCCCUGGCUGCCCGGCCGCCAGGCAGGCUCAGAGCGGGGCCGGCGGCGCGGCGGCGCUUCUCGACCCGCGGGCGGCCCGGCGGCACCAUGGCAGAGGAGGCCAAGAAGCUGGCAGCCUUCGCUGCCGUGGACCAGCACGUCCAGAACAAUCAGGUCCUUGGCAUCGGGAGCGGCUCCACGGUCGUCCAUGCUGUGCAUCGAUUAGCCCAGCGGGUUAGAGAGGAGAACCUGAGCAUUGUCUGCAUCCCAACCUCCUUCCAGGCCCGGCAGCUCAUCCUGCAGAGCGGCCUCACGCUCAGCGACCUGGACCGGCACCCCGAGCUUGAUGUUGCCAUCGAUGGAGCAGAUGAAGUGGACUCUGACCUCAACCUCAUCAAAGGUGGAGGCGGCUGCUUGACCCAGGAGAAGAUCGUUGCAGGCUAUGCCAAGUGCUUCAUCGUGAUCGCCGAUUACAGGAAAAGAUCCCAGAGCCUGGGGGAGCACUGGAAGAAGGGAAUUCCCAUCGAGGUGAUCCCCAUGGCUUACGUCCCUGUCAGCAGAGCCCUGAGCAGGAGCUUCGGGGGCACGGCGGAGCUGCGCAUGGCGGUCAGCAAAGCGGGCCCUGUGGUGACAGACAAUGGGAACUUCAUCCUGGACUGGAAGUUUGACAAGGUCCAUGACUGGAGUGAAGUGAACACUGCUAUAAAAAUGAUACCAGGCGUGGUGGAGACCGGGCUGUUCCUGGGCAUGGCGCAGGCGGUGUACUUCGGCAUGCAGGACGGUUCUGUCAGCGUCCUCCAGCGCCAGCCCUGCUGACCCGCGGCCC
Dryobates pubescens (Downy woodpecker) is the source of this 927-nucleotide messenger RNA. RefSeq names its product ribose 5-phosphate isomerase A (gene RPIA). The record is from RefSeq and is a predicted model, not a curated record. Gene Ontology annotation, molecular function: ribose-5-phosphate isomerase activity. Gene Ontology annotation, cellular component: intracellular membrane-bounded organelle. Bases 84 to 917 code for a protein of 277 amino acids. NCBI's taxonomy places the organism in Eukaryota, Metazoa, Chordata, Aves, Piciformes, Picidae. Gene Ontology annotation, biological process: D-ribose metabolic process; pentose-phosphate shunt, non-oxidative branch. The transcript is spliced from 9 exons.